This is a messenger RNA of Ficedula albicollis (Collared flycatcher), 4803 nucleotides long. RefSeq names its product chemerin chemokine-like receptor 1 (gene CMKLR1). The transcript has 4 exons. NCBI's taxonomy places the organism in Eukaryota, Metazoa, Chordata, Aves, Passeriformes, Muscicapidae. Gene Ontology annotation, biological process: regulation of calcium-mediated signaling; positive regulation of macrophage chemotaxis; chemotaxis. The coding region runs from base 1787 to 2872 and encodes 361 amino acids. The record is from RefSeq and is a predicted model, not a curated record. Gene Ontology annotation, cellular component: plasma membrane. Gene Ontology annotation, molecular function: complement receptor activity; G protein-coupled receptor activity.
GGGGCAGUGUCAGGGGUUUGUUUCUGUGGGGCUGCAGAGCUCGGCUUUGCUGGGAACACUGGGGUUGUGCCGGGUCUUGGCUCUGGACCCCUCGGAGCUGCAGGAUUUCAGUCAUUGCUCGAUGUCCCGUGCAGGAGCACCCAUGGCCAGGCACUACCACCCCACCAGGCCCUGGGGUGCUUUUGAGAAGCCCUCAGGCCCCAGCUGGUGCCACCUGGAGCUGCCUGGGCUGAGCAUCCCUUGGUUGGCACCAUCUGACUCCAGGCACACAAAAUCCCAUCAGUUUGUUGUUGGUUUUCUCCCUUGCUGGCUGGAUCCAGGAUAGUUUUUGCCCUGUCUUUAUUCCUGAGGGGAAUUAAUUAGCCAUAAUUAAUCUCUUGUGAUAGAUUAACUUCCUUUCUGCUGGGGAGAGGGUCGGAAUGGCUGGUGGCAAACCCAGGGCAGUGUUGCUUGAGCUGGUUCUGGGUGUCCUAGUGGGGCAAAUCCUGCACCUUUCCCAGGCUAGAGGAGGGUCAGGGGGCAUCACUGCCAAAUUUUCUUGUGUUUCCUUGUGCUGCUUUUGCUCCCAAGCCCUGCACUGACUCUUAUGCUGCUGGAAUGGAUGCUGGGCCUGGGAUGGGUGAGGCUUGGGAGCGCGGGAGCUGCGUGGGGAGGGAAGGAAUUUUCCCGGUGCCACAUCAAGCCUGGGGUUAUCCAAACCUCCUGCUCCGUGUGGGUGGGGACUGUGCUGCUCAGUGCUCCCAAAAUGGGGGGGCUCCCCCAAAAACCUCUUGUUUGUCCCCCUGAACCCCAUCCCUCCGCCUUGGGGAACCCUGGAGCCUCUCCCAGCCCCUCCCAGCCCCCAGAUGUCUUUUCUUGCAGGUGUUGAAGGAGUUGGGGGUGACAGAGCUGCCACCACAGAGCCACUGCGGGCUGGAAGCAGCUGCAGCAUCCUGGUGGUAAUGAAAUCCAUGGGGGAAAAGCAGCCCCUGAGCAGCAGGAGCGGCGUUUGGGAGCCAGAUUUGCCUGAAGGGAAGUGACUCAACGUCUUGGAAGGAGUUGGGGGCGGCGGGGGGGAGCAGAGGGCAGCGGUUGACCCAGGGUGGGGACAGCACAGCGAGGGGGGCUGGCAGCCACCUGCCUCCUCUUGGGCUCCCGGCUGGAGCAGCAUCCCUGCCGAGCGCUCUGUGCUCCGUUAUCCCUCCGUGGGACGGGGCACUCGGGCCCGGGGGGCGGCACAGGAAAGGAGGCCCCUUUGGGAAGCAGCUUGUUGCUUCCUCACGCUGGGUUUCGAUCCAGGCCAGCAUUCCCAGCUCCCGGAGUCACACCCUCUCCCAGCUGUUGCUCGCCGAGCAUCGCGCUGCCAAGAAAACCUUGGUGAUGGAUGCGACUCCCUCCCCUCUCCUUUAAAACCCGCGCCGGGAUCCGCCUGGGAAUGGGAUCCCGCUGGCACCCAGGGCACGCCGAGCUCUCCUGCCCAACACGGAGCAGCGGGACAGCGCUGGCACCGCACGAGAACAACAUCCCUGACCUCAUCCUCCCCCGGUAUGUGCCGGGAUGCUGCCGGUGCGCCCGUCGGGAAUCUCACCCGGCCUUCCCUGGGUACCAAGACAAACACAGCUGCGGCAAUGACGGAGAAAAGGCUAUUUUGGCUCGUGCCCUAGUCCGGUGUGGAGGGAGCUGCCGCUGUGCCCUGGGACACUGAACUGUCACCUGUCCCCCAUCCCGACAGAGAGGAGAGAGCAGGGACAAACCACAGGCUGCAGAUCCCAAACCCCUGGGGUCACACGGAUUGCCCACACAGACCAUGGCUCUGCCCAACCUGUCUGAUUACCUGGAUGGCCUCAACAACUACAGCGACUACGCCGACUACACCUACGAGGACACGGGCAGUGCGUGGGCAGACCCGGCCCACAACCCCAAGGACAUCACCAGGAUCCUGUCUGUCAUCAUCUACAGCGUCUCCUGCGUGCUGGGCAUCCUGGGCAACGGCCUGGUCAUCGCCAUCAUCGCCCUCAAGAUGAAGAAAUCUGUCAACGCCGUCUGGUUCCUCAACCUGGCCGUGGCCGACUUCCUCUUCAACAUCUUCCUGCCCAUCAACAUCGCCUACACGGCCAUGAGCUACCACUGGAUCUUCGGGACGGUCAUGUGCAAGCUCAACUCCUUCCUGCUCAUCCUCAACAUGUACACCAGCGUGCUGCUGCUCACCACCAUCAGCUUCGACCGCUACGUGUCCGUGGUGUUCCCGGUGUGGUCGCAGAACCACCGCUCGCCCAGCCUGGCCUACGGCGUGUGCGUGGUCAUCUGGAGCCUGGGCAUCGUCAUGAGCUGCCCCUCGCUCGUCUUCCGCGACACGGCGCAGAGCCGCGGCUCCGUCAUCUGCUUCAGCAACUUCUCGCUCUCCAGGAACAGAUCCUACCACGGGCUGGCGCUGGCCAGGCACCGCACGGUGAACGUCACCAGGUUCCUGGCUGGCUACAUCCUGCCCAUCACCAUCAUCACCUUCUGCUACGUCGCCAUCGUCAUCAACCUGCGCCGCAACCGCCUGGCCAAGUCCAAGAAGCCCUUCAAGAUCAUCGUCACCAUCAUUGUCACCUUCUUCCUCUGCUGGAGUCCCUACCACCUGCUGAACCUGCUGGAGACGGUGCCCGACGCCGUGCCCUGGUCGGUGUUUGAGAUCUUCAUCCCGCUCACCACGGCUCUGGCGGCCUCCAACAGCUGCAUGAACCCCGUGCUCUACGUCUUCAUGGGCCAGGACUUCAAGAAGUUCAAGGUGACUCUCCUUUCCAGGCUGGUGAACGCCCUCAGCGAGGAGACAGGGCACUCCAGCAUCGUGCACAGGAGCUUCUCCAAGAUCUCCUCCAUGACUGAGAAAGAGACAACGGUUGUGUAAACUCGGCCUGCAGGAGGGACAGGGUGCCCUGGCGUUGGCACUGUGACAGUGACACCCCUGUGGUGGCCCUGGCGUGGGUCAAGCAUUGUCCAGCAAUGUCCUGCAGCCCAUUUUUGACUGGUGCUGCUGCAGAGGAUGGAGACCCCCGAGGUAUGGAGAAGACACAACCUUUGAUCUUGUGUGGGAUUGCAAAAAUCCUUGUGCCAAACUAAGAAAACAUUUUGGGGCAUUCCCAUCCAACCUCUGCAUUGCCUGACCUGGGAAGGGCUUUCCUGGUGUUUCACCCUGGUGGGAUGCAGGAUAUCAGGAAGGCAUCUCCCAUGCCACGGGUGACCCCUGCCAUGGCCAAAGUGGUGACACUCCUCUGUCCUAUGUCUGCGUGUGGCUCCUCAAGGUAAAUUCCUGAAGUAUUUUGGUACUAGAACAAGGUGAUGGUGACUUUUUUAGGGAAGUGUCCUUGUGAGGGGUUGGAAUAUCCCACCUCAGAGAACUGGGAAGUCUCAAAUGCUUUCUAAGUGCUCCAAACCCAGAGUCACCUUCCAGUGUGAGAACUGGGCUCACGCAUUGGGUCACCAGCAUGGAAAACUGGGAGAAGAAAGAGGGAAAAGUCAAUUUGAAAUGUCUUUUUAAGUCUCCUUUUGAUGGGCACGUUCCAGACAGUACAUCCUGCAGAGAAGUGGCUGUUUGGGACCAGGAACAGCUCCUGAGGAGGACCUGCUGUCUCCUCCUGCAUCCAGGGGGGCCUGGCUCUGUUGCCAGCUGCUCCCUGGUGGGACCAGUCCGUUCUAUAGGAUGGUUUUGUCUCUCCCACCUUGGAAACUCUGGGAAUCUCGUGGGAGACUCUGCUCCCACAAAUGAAUCUCUGCAGGGAAGGAUGGACCAAGCCACCACCUUCAACCAAUUUCUCACCCAGUUAAUUUUGGAGCUCCUUCGCCAUGACCCCAGUGUCACCCUCAUUGAUGUGUCACUCCCAGGACUGAGAGGAAUCCCGGGGUUUGGGCAGCCCCCAGAGGCCCUGGGGACACAUCAGGAGGAGUUUUGUGCAAAGUUUUGACACGCUGGCCGUUGAGAGUCCGCUCCCAGGUGCCCACAAAAGCUGAGAUAUUUGUUUUUAGCUUUCCUUGGAAAUCAGAAAAUGGGAAAUAAAGUGGGGAGGCAGCUCCCAGGAAAAGCCAGGAGCUGUUUCCAGGCAGCAGACUGUGCCAGGCACAGGUACAAGUAAAACCCUGGUACCUGAGCAACAGGAACGUUGGGAUCAGAACAGAUGCUGCAGUGGGAGCUGGAUUUCAGGAUUUCAGAUGGAUUAUCUGGUGUUCUCUCCAUCCCACCUUGAUCUGCAUCACCUCCUUGGUGUGAUGGGACACUCAGCACCUGGAUUGUCCCCAUAUCUCCUGGGGAUGCUCCCCUAGGGAGCACUGCCACAUCCCUGCACCAUGGCCAAGCCCAGGGCUACUCCCAUCCCUGAUCCACAGGGAUUUUUCCCCCCAAACCCACGCUGGACCCGUACCCAUGGAAGCUGCAGUGCCUGAGGAGGCUGCAGGGCCUCUCUGCUGGUGGGAGGAGGCUCCUCUUGCUCAUUUUCCCCAGUAUUCAAUUAACACUGCUGGAAGGCUGCCAGGAUCCUAUGAGGAGUGGGAUGGGACAGAUGGACAGGCAGGGACACACAGAACUUGCAGAAGAUCAGUUCAGGGAACAGUGGGAAUGGAAUGUGCCCAGAGCCAGCAGCCUCUGGGGCUUUUUGGGGUUUGGGGAAGCCCUGGAUGUGGGAACAGUGGGAUGAAGCCUCAAGGACUGGAUGCCAUCCCACUGCCCCUCAGGCUGGUGCUGGGAUGUUCCUGAUGAAUUCAGGAUGAUCCUCACUCAUUCUGGUGUCUGUUUUUUCCAAGCCCAUCUGUUAUCACUCCAAACAGCUUUCACAAAGAAAAAAAAAA